Messenger RNA from Parasteatoda tepidariorum (common house spider), 601 nucleotides. The record is from RefSeq and is a predicted model, not a curated record. NCBI's taxonomy places the organism in Eukaryota, Metazoa, Arthropoda, Arachnida, Araneae, Theridiidae.
AUACCAAUCACUCAAGUCUCAAAAACAUAUAAAGAAGGUGCAAUAGGGCACACCCGUAAGGGACAUGUCUAAUUCCCUCAUGGGGAAUUUCGGUAUUUAAUUCGAUAAUUCGAUUGCCCUUUGCUGAUAGGGCUACCGUGCUAAGUUCAGAAGACAUCAGCUUGUCAUGGAAGAAACACGGUUUAAGAUUUUCGUUUUCCUUCUUACCAUAGGAUAUAUUUUUUCAGUUUGCAAUGGAUUACGUUGCUAUACAUGUGCAGUUGAUUUCCGACAAGAGAAAUUUUCGAUCAAUAACACUUGCAUAUUUCCAAAGAAUCCCGAUGACUUAGCACACUGUAGUCACAACAGUAAAUAUUGCAAGGCAGUUAUAAUAAGAGUUGGAGGAGUAUUUGUCAUGAUGUCAAGAACUUGUUCAAAAGAAUGUUCAGAAGCAUGCACAGAGAGGGGAUACGGGAUUCGAACCAAGGAAUGUACCACAUGUUGCGUGAAAGAACCUGACUGUGGAACUAGUGAUCUCUUGAAGAAAUAGUGAUGAUUUCAAAAUAAUUGUGGAUUGUUUCUGCUGUGCAAUGUUGGUGUGACUUGUUAUGCUCAUUAAAAU